CUACGACUCCCUGUGGGGUUAUGGGGAUGUCGUCAGCGGGCCUAGAUCAUAUCGCUCCUUAAAACUACACCUCCCAGCAUCCCUUGAGGGAAGGAUGCACCCUAACUAGUCUCCACUUCUCCACACGGCUACAUAGUUAAAUACCUCUGCGCGUGCGUGUAAGAUGCCAUCUGCGUUCGCUCGUUAACGUUGGGCUCGUCCAUUCCAGGCGGAACCGAGAAGCAGGAGAGGUAAAGAGACAGCUGGGUUGUUUUUUUGUGGGGGGCAGAACUCUCCCGACAAAGCCUCAUACCUCUGUUCGAGGAGAAAAAAAGGUCUUUGGAAAUCAGCAUCUUCCCAUUUUGCCAGUACUGCUCAGCGUACUGUUUCUGCCUAGCCACGCACCAUGGUGACAGAGAAGGAAGUGGAGGUCAUCGGCAGGACUCUGGUGGAUUCCAGGCAGCCCCUGAACGCCCGCUUCCGGGCACUCUUCACCCUUCGGAACCUGGGCGGCCCAGUGGCCAUCAAGUGGAUCAGCCGAGGCUUCGAGGACGAUUCGGCGCUUCUCAAACAUGAGCUGGCGUACUGCUUGGGCCAGAUGCAAGACGAGAGGGCCAUCCCCGUCCUUACAGAGGUGUUGCAGGAUACCCAUCAGGACCCCAUGGUCCGGCAUGAAGCAGGUGAAGCUUUGGGAGCCAUCGGAAACCCUGAAGUUCUGGAUGUCUUGAAGCAGUACUCCGAAGACCCUGUGAUCGAAGUCGCCGAGACGUGCCAGCUGGCCGUGAAGAGGCUGGAGUGGCUCCAGAAGCACCCAGCCCAGCCUCCCAGCAGCCCCUACUGCUCCGUGGACCCGGCACCCCCUGCGGAGGAGGGGGAUGUGGAGGAGCUGAGGCAAGCCCUGCUGAACGACUCCUUGCCACUUUUUGAGCGGUACAGGGCCAUGUUCGCUCUGCGGAACAUCGGUGGCGAGGCCGCCGUCCUGGCCCUCGCCGAUGGCCUGAAGUGCGGCAGCGCCCUCUUCCGCCACGAAGUCGCCUACGUCUUGGGCCAGAUGCAGCACGAGGCCAGCGUCCCCCAGCUGACGGCCUCGCUGGCGAGUGCGGCCGAGAACCCCAUGGUGCGCCACGAGUGUGCCGAGGCCCUGGGCUCCAUUGCCAAGGCCCCCUGCCUGGCCACCCUGGAGGCCUUUGCCCAGGACGAGGAGCGGGUGGUCCGGGAGAGCUGCGAGGUGGCCUUGGACAUGUACAACUACGAGAACAGCCCGGACUUCCAGUAUGCCGACGGGCUGAGCAAGCUACGGGCCUCGGACUGAAGGGGGCGGCGGUUGAGGGCCCCGCCGGGCCUCUCCCCCUGUCUCUGGCCGUGCUUCCCACCACCGUUGCUCUCUGUAGGCCUGGAAGUGGGGUGGAGAAAAGUCCGUUUUCCCUCUCUGUCCUUAAGUUAUUACCAUCUCUCUCUCCUUGGUGUUGUCUAGGUUGUCUCUCUAGGUGAAGGACUUCGGGUUAGGGUGAUGGGGGUCAGAAUUUGGGGCAAGGCUGCCUUUCCGCUGAGAAACGGGCCCCGGAGUCCUCCUUGCACCCACACUGGUGCUGAACAGGGCAGUGUCUGCAUGCAUCGGCGUCUGGGUGGAUCCUGCAAACCCCAUGUCUUUACCACCGCACAACUCGGGAAGCACUAUGCCCAGAGCUGUCCUGCAUGGUGACCUGCUGGGUGCUUGAUAAAUUCUGCCUCUCCCUUGCUGCCCCCCUUCCAGUCACCUGAUUUUUUUUCCUAGCCCCUUGAGGACUAGAAACAUAACAGUGGUAACCACUCCAAAUAGCAGUAGUCCUGGGCGGGCAGCAAAGCCAAGAGGUUUAUCUAGCCCCCAAUGGGCCCUCGUAGCUGAAGCAGCAUCCUGCAUUGUGGCUCAA
Molecule: messenger RNA, 1889 nt
Organism: Hemicordylus capensis (graceful crag lizard)
Lineage: Eukaryota; Metazoa; Chordata; Lepidosauria; Squamata; Cordylidae
Gene: DOHH
Product: deoxyhypusine hydroxylase
Exons: 5
Coding region: 386-1291 (301 amino acids)
Biological process (GO): peptidyl-hypusine biosynthetic process
Molecular function (GO): deoxyhypusine monooxygenase activity
Source: RefSeq, a predicted model, not a curated record